CAGCAGUGAGUUUGAUGAAGCAGCGUGGAUGAUGAGGACGUCAGAGAACAAACCUGCAGCCAACUGAGGGCAAGUGAAGAAGGUCAAACACCUCAUGCGUGGGUGCCGCAGAGGUCCGAGCGGAUACCGGUCAGUCAAACAUGGGUGUGCUCCAGCUUCACAACCCCACUCACUCCAGCAUGCUUUUGCAGAGGGCCAAUCAGAUGCGUCUGACUGGCACGCUUUGUGAUGUCAUCAUCACUGUGGACGGCCAGGAGUUUCCUGCACACCGCACCGUGCUGGCCUGCACGAGCAAAAUGUUUGAGAUCCUGUUUCAUCGCAGCAGCCUGCGCUAUGCCCUGGACUUCUUGUCGCCCAAGACCUUCCAGCAGAUUCUGGAGUACGCCUACACCGCCUCCCUACAGGCCACAGCGGAGGAUCUGGACGACCUGCUGUACGCUGCAGAGAUCCUGGAGAUCGAGUAUCUGGAGGAGCAGUGCCUGAAGGUGCUCGAGACCAUCCAGGCUGAGGAGAGCGAAGCGGUGACCAUGAGGAACCACAGCUCUGGAGACCACAGUGACCACAGCCGGGCCAGACACUGGAGACACGUGUUGAUGUCCAAGAAGCAUUCCACACAGGACGGAGCCAACUGCACCACUCCGGCUGCACUGCACCACUUGGCUCUGUACCACAUGACGGACUGCAGUUCUCCUGCACCGCAGGCUGACGGGACUUUAGAAUCCAGCCCCAAGUUGAACACGGACAUGGCGGGUUCUCAGCAGCAUCAGCUCAGUGCAGCAUUGUCCCGGAUCUCAUCCCUGGACCCAGACAGAAGUAUAAAGACAGAGAUUAUGCAGGUGGACAGUAGUGCCAACAGCUGCAGCAACAGCUCCUCCAGCGCAUCAGACCAGCCCAGAGACGAGGGUCCGGGGACGCCCGUCAGGGGCAGCGUGAUUACCAGCGCUCGAGAGCUGCACACGGGUCAGGAGGACGGAGGACAGAACGCAGCCGACAGUUUCUCUGAGACCACAGAGAAACAUCUGGCCUCCAUUUACUCUGUGCCCUCCAACCACUCGGUGGAGGGGAUGCUGCCCUUGUCAGUCUCAGUGGCCCCAUCCUUGGGUGUGCCGCUGGACCCCUACAGCGGACUGCUGCAUCAAGGCCUGCUCCACAGGGAGCUGCUCAGCAGGCUGGGCCACUUCGCAGCAGGAAUGAGGCACGAGGGCUCGCUGUCAGGCCAACACUGCUGCGCAGAUGUGCUGGAUGUGGGUGCACGGGUAGCGGGGUACUGGGUCCAGGACCACAUCCGCCAUACUGUGGAACUGGCCUUCACCUGCUGGGAUCAACACUGA
Molecule: messenger RNA, 1331 nt
Organism: Thalassophryne amazonica
Lineage: Eukaryota; Metazoa; Chordata; Actinopteri; Batrachoidiformes; Batrachoididae
Product: zinc finger and BTB domain-containing protein 16-A-like
Exons: 3
Coding region: 141-1331 (396 amino acids)
Biological process (GO): regulation of transcription by RNA polymerase II
Molecular function (GO): DNA-binding transcription factor activity, RNA polymerase II-specific; protein binding; RNA polymerase II cis-regulatory region sequence-specific DNA binding
Source: RefSeq, a predicted model, not a curated record